Ectocarpus siliculosus is the source of this 711-nucleotide messenger RNA. The record is from the annotation of a GenBank genome assembly. Lineage: Eukaryota; Phaeophyceae; Ectocarpales; Ectocarpaceae.
AUGGUCGAGAACAUGAAGGCGGUGGCGGUGCGACCGGAGGAGCUCUCCAUGGAGGAGCGCAACCUCUUGUCCGUGGCCUACAAGAACGUCAUCGGUUCGCGCAGGGCGAGCUGGCGCGUGAUCAGCUCCAUCGAGCAGAAGGGAGAGGCGGACAAGCUCAAGCUUAUCGGCGAGUACAAGGCUAAGAUCGAGAAGGAGCUGGAGACGAUCUGCGGUGACAUUCUCGCCAUUAUUGACGAUAACCUCCUCCCAAACAGCCAGACCAAUGAGCCCAAGGUGUUCUACUACAAGAUGCAGGGAGACUACCACCGAUAUCUCACGGAGUUCCAGCAGGGGGAGGCCAGGGAGGGCUCGGCGGAGAAGGCCCUACAGGCCUACCAGAGCGCGACCACCCUGACCAACCAGGACAUGGCCCCGACGCACCCUAUCCGCCUCGGGCUUGCCCUCAAUUUCUCCGUCUUUUACUUCGAGAUCCUCAACUCGCCCGAGCGUGCCUGCAGCCUCGCGAAGAAGGCGUUCGAUGACGCCAUCGCGGAGCUGGACACGCUUUCGGAGGAGUCGUACAAAGAUUCGACCCUGAUCAUGCAGCUGCUGCGGGACAACCUCACCCUCUGGACGUCGGAAGACGCCCCCGCGGAAGAGGAGGGCGCGGACAGCAAGCCCACGGAUGAGGCGGCCGCCGCUGCUGCCGACGCCGGGGAGAAGUUGUGA